ACGCAUUUGGUUACCAAUAUCGCCCUCCGGGCGCGACCUUCAUAGAAGGACUUCAAACGAUCGGGAAAGCGUUUGCUGAUAACAAGAAGAUUGCGCAUUUACUCGCUCUGCGGUUCGGACACGCGUGUAACCGGCGAUUGUGGAAAAUGAAGCUGCGGCGCAAAAAGAGCCAAGUAUUGAGAGGAAAAAUCCCCCCUCCUCAUAUCGAAAAUGUGUGUGCUGCCCGAAAAUUUGUCUUGCUGAUUUGAGACCACAAAUCACGUCUGUCUUGCAAGAAAACAAGUCUACAGGCUCUGCCGCAUUAUGCAGGCGGUUUGUGAUGCUGUUGGGCCUACAGGGUAGACGUUUCUCUUGCUAAGCGCCUAGGCCGGAGCCUCUCUGCUCAGGCUUGGCAGGGGCCUGCAGUCCUCUACUGCAGGACAGACCUAAUUUGUGUGCGCAAAUCCAGCGUCAGAGACUUCCGUUUGAUAUGGGGAGGGGGGGCGUUCCCUUGUGAUACCAAGUUGGGAGUACGCAUUUCCACCCAACUUCGUUCGGUGGCGAGAAGGCAAACUAUCCUGAGCAAAAACGUCCCCACCCCAGAGUCAAGAUCAUGGGGAUCUCGCAACACAAAUCGAGAAUUUUUGGAGAUCAAGCGUGACAAGUUCGUUUCUGUAUUGUAGUGAAGCUUAGCAAGUACUACAGCCGCAACGCAAAUCCAUCUUCUAUUCAUUCUGCUUAGAGUAUUACAAAGUCCAAAACACAAUCGGGAAUGCCUCUCAUUUUGAGGAUGCGCAUUACUUGUCCUCCUGUGACUGGAAAUCUGCACGACAAGCCUGGGGUGGAGACGUUUUUACUCAGGAUACAAACAGACAGAAACUGAAGAUAGGACUCUCGAAGGAAGGUACUCAAACCGAGAUCGAGGUGAGUCCGCAAAUGGCGAAGCUUCACGGGGUGCAUAUCCUGUGGAGAAACUACGUCCCCAUACCAUAGUCAAGUUGGUAAAUAAAUAUUUUGCAACUACAGAAGUCUUCAAGUUUUGGGAGUUAUGCAUGACAAGUUUGGGUGUAAUUCUGUGUAGCUGCUAGUAGCUCAACAGCGUCACAGAUCCAGCCUAUCAGGCUCCUUCGAGCGCCAGAGAUGCCGGAACUGGAACAGAACUAGAAAAUGCUUCUCAUGGGGCUCGCUCCGCAUGAGAAAUAUUAUCAGCAUGCAUAUUUGCAUGACAACUCUGGCGGGCUGGGGACGUUUUUCCAAAUGAUAGCGCAGCUGGCCGGUAAGAUUAGAACAAUUGAUGGGCAAGAGUUGCCAGCUAGGCUACUUCAUCUCAUGGUGAGGCAGACACUCCCGAAAACAAGCGAAGCAGAACCGGAGAAAAUGAUCCUCGCCUCUCGCACAGCAGAUAUGGCGCUCUCAAACGUUACAUUCUCAACUGGUACAACAUUGAUUUGUCACGCAAAAGCACCUUAAGCCGGCAGAUGAUCGAGCUGCUUCGCAUGACAAAUUUCGGGAGGGCUAGACAGCAUCUAAAUCUGCGCCAAACUUGUAAAUGCAAAGGGCGCAAUCUUCCUCCUUCCAAUUUUGCCAGUCUUGCAUUACAAAUUCAUGUAACAGUUGAGAGUGUAACAUUUUAGAACUCCAUAGCAGAGCCGGACGAGUUCGAGUUUUUCCGUGGCGAAGUAUGAGCAGAGUGCACAAGAACUCCCCCUUGUUCCCUUCUUUUGGGUGUUCAUCUUGGCAUAAAUAGCAAUGCAAGCGUCUGCAAGAUGAGGACGAGUGCGAGGAGGUUCGUUUUGCUGCCUGACAGAUUUAUUGCAGGACUACACGACGAGGAGUGCCGCGUGUGUACUUACUAGAAGUUGUGCUAUAAUUUUUUGCGCUCCUGGUCCUGCAGCAAGAACUACUUUAACCAGGGAAUGAACAGUCCCACGAGCAGGCAAGGCGUAAAUUUAUUUUAAACAGUUUGCAUGAUCGAAAUGAGCAGGCCGAGGGGGAAUACUACUAGUUGUGCACUCUUAUACCCAGUCGAAUACGCGGAGGAGCCGUUCGGAAUACCCGCGCAUUACAGGGCGGACGUUAGCAUUGUCUUCAUAAACGGGCGGUGGCAACUUAUCGUCAAAAAAAUCUUUUGGAAGGACUUGCAAGAAAGAGCGACCGAGGGAACUACGCCGGGUCGUACUACGAAAAUCCUCGAGGAGGUACCCAUGGACCAGGAGACGAAGCAGGAAAGAAGAACGUUUUCGCUUUUGGGGAAUUCAGGACUAAAAAAGACGAAGGGUGGAGAGUGCACGGGUGUGCUCAUGGAAUCGAAAAAAGAAAUCGUGGAAGAUAUGCGUAAAAACAACGAGCGGCACAGCACCUCGAUUCUGCUGCCCUAUUUCGCGGAAGAGACCUUCUUUUUGACGACGUCGUCGAGUACGAGUAGCAGCUUCAACGGGCGGCGGGGACGAGGUUCUUGCGAAGAUACAUCGUCGCAAUUCUUUGACUACAAUUUUCUGGAGUCGAACAGUCAGGCUUAUGAAGACGGGGGUGACGUGCGCAGUUUUGGGAGCGGAAAGGACAUGCAUAUCCAGUGCAAAAGUAUCGUACUCGUAGUAAUUGCAGCUUUUAUGGCAUAUACAAAUCUUUUUGUUAAGGCAAAUCCGCAUCACAAAUUUACUUAAUUUAACGUUGUAAUGCUGAGCUAAUUGCAAUUGCUAUACAUUAUAUUCAUGCGAAAAAAGAGGUAGACAGAGGGCCCCAGAGAGGUGGCCGAAAAAAGAGGUCGACAGAGGUAGAAAAGAGGUCGACAGAGGUGGAGAGGUGGCGCGGGACCCCGUUCGAGAGGGUCCGCGAGAGGGUGCGCGAAUAAGGCCCGCAGUAAGCGCCCACCCUUAGGCCCCGCCUAAGUGGCACAGAGGGCGCAGAGAGGUCAAAAAGAGGGGGCGCGAGAGGUCGACAGAGGUGGAGAGAGGUGUUGUGAAUAAGGGGCGACCUCUCGUGGACCCUCUUGGCCACCUCUCGGCCACCUCUGUCGACCUCUUUCUACCCCCCCGCGAGUAUAGCCGGACUAUUAGCGGGGACCCCCAAAAGAGGCCAAAAAGAGGGUCCGCGAGAGGUCUGUGAGAGGGUAAAAGCACAAAGAAGCGGGCGCGAAUCCGCAUGGCGCUACCCAUAUUUGGCAUUGCAGGCCAUUCGCGGACUUGUUUUGUCCGACGCCGGCCUUUCCGUGCCACCCUCUCGCGCACCCUCUCGCGCCACCCUCUCGCGCCACCCUCUCGCGCCACCCUCUCGCGCCACCCUCUCGCGCCACCCUCCCGCGCCACCCUCGCCUCUCCCGCCGUGCGGCUUCUGUUCCUUCGCCCCCGGUGUUCUUUGCAGCUGCUCCCUGCGCAGAGCGCCCACAGGCGCGGGAAGCGCGCAAGUGGUCCGGCGGCUUGGCGCGGCGCAAACCGGCGGCAGGAGUCCAGUAGUGUUUUUCUGUGCCUAGGCCCGUGGGGUUGUGGUCCGAGCGGCAAACAGCCUUGCCCCGGCCCAACAGCCUAGCGCUCCGGCGGCAGCCGGGGCAUGGCUGGUUUAUUAUACUAGUGCGAUGCUUUUGCAGUUCAUAAUGCAGACCAGCAACCAAAUCGAUCUGCUUGAUGCGGUGCGGCAGGUCCUUAGAUUCGGCUAUAAUAUUUUUAUGCCGGAUGAAGAACAAGUACAAGACACGACGAGAGAUGCUGGUGCAGAAGAACACGCUCGAAAAGUUUUCCUGGAAGAGCUUGCCAUGGACCUCGAUACCCUUGUAGUUGUUGCGCGCGAUCAAGAUCAGCGACGCGAAAUCCACCGCGUCCGCGCCCAGGAGAAGUUGGGAACGAUUCUCCCGAUUUUGCUCGAGCACUUUGCUAAUGACUACGUGCUUCGCGACCACACAUAUUCCGAGGAACUCCGGCCUCUUGUGGCGCGGAGACAAGUUCAAGUCAAAUCACGCCAAAUUCCACCACCUUCUGAGGCAGCAGAUUCGAGAACAUCGGCGGCGCCAGGUGCUGAAUUCGCUUUCGACGUUGAUUUCUCUGUCGAAGUGGUGGCGGACGCUUUCGCCAUAUUGACGCCAAAGCUGCCGGAAGCUUUCUACCGCGAGACAAAACGUGACCACAACGGGGAGCCAAGGAAACCCGGCUAUCGGUUGAAGAAGGUAAGGGAAGCAGUGGAGAGUUGCGUCAAGGUCGUUCUCGCGCAGGUUUCACGCGCCGCCACAGGAGAGCAGCUGCAGCUCCGCCAAAAGGGCUCAGGAGCAACGUCAGCCGGUACUUCUAGAAAUCCAGAAGCUCCUCUUGUUGGGGCACUGGCACAGACGAGAUCGAGCGUGGACUUGUGGACGAGCAUUAUGGACUACGAACCUGGGACCUACAUGAUUCCCAACGGGAUCACGCUCACUAAAGGAUUGCUAAGUGUUUUCUGGCACUACCUGAACAUGAAUGGCAAAGCAGAAGUUACUAUCGAGGCCUUUGCGAAUCUAAACACUCGGGAGCAGAAGAGUCAACAAGUACGGGCGCGGGAGUUGCUGCGGCUGUUUGCGUUGGGACCGCGGAGGGAGGGGAAAAGCCCUUGGGUCGCUUCCACAAAACGCUUGUUUCCAGAUUCCUCAUCUCCUUCUCCGACACCCGGCACCGCGGCAGGCCAAGGCGCUCCUCCCCCUCGUUUAUCGCGCGAACAGACGUCCUAUCAAAUGUAAAAAUGUCUGGGUCUGGAAGGUCGGAACUUGUAAUGCGUAUUUCAGAACACAGAAAAGUCUCUCAUGCAUACGUAGCAAAAGCUGCCCACUUUCUGUCAGCAAAAUAGGCAAUUUGUCAUGCGGAUUCGGCAUUGCGGAAGCUUCUCGAAACCUGUGACGCUAGAGCUUUCAUGCCAGACCUUCUGUGUCAUGCAAAAACAGCAUGACUUUUCCAGACCCAGACAUUUUUACAUUUGAUACGUCCUUUACCGCGGUUCUGUAUGAUUCGCUGCGUGGAUUGUACGCAGAAAGAGCGGAAAAAGAUCAGUGGUAUUCUAAUUCUUCGGGGGCGGUGGAAAAGAAAACCAAAACUCCACCAUCUUCUGAAGUGGUCGGUGGAUUAGGAUUAGGGAGCGCUGGCGGACCACGUGGUCAAGAUAUGGCGGCUUCCGGCAGUGGCAGUGGCGGAACUGCAGCCGGCGGAGCUCCAACUGUACGCAGGGCGCGUCGAAAACGGCGGAGGCGGAGGGUGACGACGAAAGGUCGUCGCGUCAGGUCGAAAACGAGAUGAAAAAGAAACAAGAUGAACGUAUUUUGAAAACCUUAUAUCAGAAUAAUGUGAAUCUGAAACGACGUGCUGCAAGUCAGUAGAAGAACAGCUGUUGUAGUAGAUACUUGUUAUCAACAGGAGCGGCACCCGGCGCGGACUGAAACUGAUCCUAUGUUCCUCAGCGCCGCGGCCUAAGUCCUCAGCUCCUAAGUAUCUAAUGAUCGUAUGAUUUUCGACAUCAAGUGAAGACGAACAGCACUCGACUACAACUGCCGCGGAUCCAGCGAGCCACUAUCUUCAAUCCGACUUACCGCGACAAAGGGGUGAUCGUAGGCAGACUAGAAGCGGGGCUUGCAGCAAACCGAGGGAGACAACGGGUCGCAACUGCUGGAGGUUGCGGCGUUACAGACCUUCGGAUUGCUGGGCUUAUCGCUUCAAAAAGAUGUCCUAUGGUUAGCUUAAGAAAAGAGUAGCUUAGUAGAUAGAAGCUGGCUAUAGAGUUUUCCUCCUCCUCCUCCUCACUCAGGUGUAAUCACAGCGCAUUCAGAUAUGAUCACGGAACUCACUUCGAAGAUAUAGUCGUGGCACGGCAAAAAUCAUGCAGUCCGUAAUUUCUUGACGAUCACGAUUCAUUUUGAGAAAGCGCGUCCAGAAAAGAUCGAAUCGUUUAUAUUUUUGUGCUCCUGUAAGAAGGCAGCAGCAUCCGCUAGAGUGCUGGAUGCGCGAUGAACGCGACACAAGGCUCGUAGCCCGUCGCUGACAUUGAAAGACCGUGGCAAAAUCAACCAACACGACGCUAGUAGCGAAGACGCGUCGAUGCUGCCAUCAGGAGCAUUGGAAUAAGAGCCCGCCGGUGCGCUCUAAGACGCCCCCCCCCCAGCAGGGUGGCCCAGGCACCUCCAGGAU
Molecule: messenger RNA, 6110 nt
Organism: Amoebophrya sp. A120
Lineage: Eukaryota; Dinophyceae; Syndiniales; Amoebophryaceae
Source: the annotation of a GenBank genome assembly